This is a messenger RNA of Molossus molossus (Pallas's mastiff bat), 2192 nucleotides long. It is a transcript of the gene DCBLD1, whose product is annotated as discoidin, CUB and LCCL domain containing 1. The record is from RefSeq and is a predicted model, not a curated record. The transcript has 15 exons. Bases 1 to 2121 code for a protein of 706 amino acids. Lineage: Eukaryota; Metazoa; Chordata; Mammalia; Chiroptera; Molossidae.
AUGGUGGCUGGUGCCCGCGGCGGGUGCGCGCAGGCGGGAGCUGCCCGGCACGGCCUCCUGGCCCUGCUGCUCGUGGUCUGCGCCCCGCUCCGGCUGCAGGCGGAGAAGUUGGGUGAUGGCUGUGGGCACAUAGUGACCUAUCUGGACAGUGGCACCAUGGCAUCUAAGAAUUAUCCAAGGACUUACCCCAAUCACACUAGUUGUGAAAAGACAAUCACAGUACCAAAGGGGAAGAGAUUGAUUCUGAGGUUAGGAGAUUUGGAUAUUGAGUCCCAGACCUGUGCUUCUGACUACCUUCUCUUCACCAGCAAUUCUGAUCAGUAUGGACCAUAUUGUGGAAGUAUGAAUGUUCCCAAAGAAUUCUUGCUGAACACAAGUGAAGUAACUGUUCGCUUUGUGAGUGGAUCCCACACUUCUGGGCGUGGCUUUUUGCUGACCUAUGCCAGCAGUGACCAUCCAGAUUUAAUAACGUGCUUGGAACGCGCUAACCAUUAUUUGAAGACAGAAUACAGCAAAUUCUGCCCAGCUGGUUGUAGAGACAUAGCAGGAGACAUUUUUGGGAACGUGGUGGAUGGAUAUAGAGAUAACUCUUUAUUAUGCAAAGCCGCCAUCCACGCAGGAAUAAUUGCAGAUGAACUGGGCGGCCAGAUCAGUGUGCUUCAGCGCAAAGGGAUAAGUCGAUACCAAGGAAUCCUGGCUAAUGGUGUGCUAUCAAGGGAUGGUUCCUUGUCAGACAAGCGAUUUCUGUUUACCUCCAACGGUUGCAGCACAUCCUUAAGUUUGGAGACUGACGGGCAAAUCGCAGCCUCUUCUUGGCAGUGGGUGGAUGAGUUUGGACAACAGGUUCAUUGGUCUCCUGGCCAAACCCGACUUCAGGACCAAGGCUCGUCAUGGGCUUUGGGGGACAGCAGCAAGAACCACAAACAACGAGAGUGGCUGGAGAUAGAUUUGGGAGAGGAAAAGAAAAUAACAGGAAUUAGGACCACAGAAUCCACACAACCAAAUUUCAACUUCUAUGUUAAGAGUUUUGUGGUGAACUUCAAAAACAACAACUCCAAGUGGAGGACCUACAAAGGAAUUGUGAAUAAUGAAAAAAAGGUGUUUCGGGGCAACUUUAAUUUUCGGGAUCCAGUGAUGAACAAUUUCAUCCCUCCCAUCGUGGCCAGAUAUGUGCGGGUCAUUCCCCAGACAUGGCACCAGAGGGUCGCUCUGACAGUGGAGCUCAUCGGUUGCCAGAUUACACAAGGUAACGACUCAUUGGUGUGGCACCAAACCAGUUUAAAUUCUGUUGAUUCGACUAAAAGAGAAGAUGAGACAGUCACAAAACUCAUCCCCUCUGAAGAAAUGCCCACAGGAGUCAACGUCGCAGUGGUUGCCACCCCGCUGGUGCUCCUGCUUGCCCUGCUGAUGGCUGGAAUGGGGGUCUCUGUAGCCCUCAGAAAGAGGAAGAAGAAAGGAACUCCUUAUGCACCCACUAAAGCUCAGAAAACAGACUGUUGGAAGCAGAUUAAAUAUCCCUUUGCCAGACAUCAGUCAGCUGAGUUUACCAUCAGCUAUGAUAAUGAAAAGGAGAUGGCACAACGGUUAGACCUCAUUUCAAGGGACAUGGCGGAUUACCAGCAGCCUGUCAUGAUUGGCACUGGGACAGUCACCAGGAAGGGCUCGACCUUCCGGCCCAUGGACACUGAGGCCCCCGAGGCUGGGGCGAGCGCUGAGUCCGGCAGCCACUACCGCUGCCCUCCCACUGCCAACUGCCACGAGUACGCGCUGCCCUUGACCAACCUGGAGCCCGAGUACGCCACGCCCAUCGUGGAGCGGCAGGUGGCGCGCGCGCGCACCUUCUCCGCGCACAGCGGCUACCACGCGCCCACGCACCAGCCCUGCCUCUCCGCCGGCGGCUUCUCCCCGGCCGCCGCGGGGGCCUGCGCCUCCAGCCGGGACUACCAAAGGCCGCAGAGCCCGGUGCUCACACACACGGGCUACGAUCAGCCCAAAGCAGGGGGCUGCUCCACCGCCGAGUGUGCGGAGCCCGCCUGCCAGCCCCAGAUGAAUGACGCUUACUCAGCCCCCAGGGACUGCCUCAGGCCCCUCGGCCCCACGGCUGUGACCGCUCUUCUGUGAACACAAUGUGAAAGACACCUGCUGUGGUACUGAGCGCUGGGUUGUGCGGCACUGGAAGAAGGGAGAUGGCU